UGAAUGUUGAAUAAUAUGUGUGUUGAUUUCAGGAUACUGGCUAAUUCCAAACCUUGUCCAAAGGGCAAGCGGCCAAUUGAGAAAAACCAAGGCUGUAUGCAUAUUACAUGCACACCGCCUUGUAAAUUUGAGUUUUGCUGGCUUUGCCUUGGUGCAUGGUCUGAUCAUGGAGAGAGGACUGGUGGCUUUUAUGCAUGUAAUCGUUAUGAGACAGCAAAGCAAGAGGGAGUGUAUGAUGAUGCUGAGAAGCGAAGAGAAAUGGCCAAAAACUCUCUGGAGAGAUAUACACAUUAUUAUGAACGAUGGGCAACCAACCAAUCAUCUAGGCAAAAGGCACUGGCAGACCUACAGCAAAUGCAAACUGUACAUCUUGAGAAGCUAAGUGACAUACAAUGUCAACCUGAGUCACAGCUAAAGUUCAUUACCGAGGCCUGGCUACAGAUAGUUGAAUGCAGGCGAGUUUUGAAAUGGACUUAUGCCUAUGGAUAUUAUUUACCUGAGCAUGAACAUGGGAAGAGACAGUUCUUUGAGUAUUUGCAAGGAGAAGCUGAGUCUGGGUUGGAACGUCUUCAUCAAUGUGCUGAGAAGGAGCUCCAGGUUUAUCUAAAUUCAGAGGGCCCAUCAAAGGAUUUUAAUGAGUUCCGUACCAAACUUGCUGGGUUGACCAGUGUCACUCGGAACUAUUUCGAGAAUUUAGUACGAGCUUUGGAGAAUGGUUUAUCAGAUGUGGACUCUCAUGGUGCAUGCAGCAGGACAACAAACUCAAAGAGCUUGGGAGGUGGAAGCAGCAGGGGGAGAAGUGGGAGAGGCAAGGGUUCAACAUCCAGAUCAAGUGGCCCUAGCAGAAACAUUGAUGAUUCAGGCCACUGGUCAUGUGAACAUUGUACGUAUGCAAAUAUCAGGUCGGCUACCAUUUGUGCGAUCUGCCAACAAUGUCGUUAAAUUUCAUUUUCUUCACCAACAGGCCGCCCAGAUGGGAAUUAUCCG
Messenger RNA from Hevea brasiliensis (rubber tree), 987 nucleotides. RefSeq names its product probable E3 ubiquitin-protein ligase ARI8. The transcript is spliced from 8 exons. Lineage: Eukaryota; Viridiplantae; Streptophyta; Magnoliopsida; Malpighiales; Euphorbiaceae. Gene Ontology annotation, molecular function: ubiquitin protein ligase activity; ubiquitin conjugating enzyme binding. Gene Ontology annotation, cellular component: cytoplasm; ubiquitin ligase complex. The record is from RefSeq and is a predicted model, not a curated record. Bases 4 to 942 code for a protein of 312 amino acids. Gene Ontology annotation, biological process: protein polyubiquitination; ubiquitin-dependent protein catabolic process; positive regulation of proteasomal ubiquitin-dependent protein catabolic process.